CCCUUCACCCAAACCAGCACUGUUCCGUCUGCACAAUAAUUUCCAACGCUCAAUCAAUUAGAAACCGCGAAAUUCAAAUCCAUCAAGUUUAAGCUAUCAAUUUAUUAAUAAUUUGUCAAUAAAUUAUUUGAUUAAGAAUCAUCGAGAAUAUUAGAGAAAAAAAAGCCUCCGAAGCAGCAAUCGAAAGUGGAUUUGGCGAAGAAGCAGAAGAUAGUCGAGGACAAGACUUUCGGAUUGAAGAACAAGAACAAGUCCAAGAAUGUUCAGAAAUACGUUCAAUCCCUCAAACAAUCCGUCCAGCCCAGGCCUGAACUCAGCAAAAUCGACGCCAAGAAAAAGAAAGAGGAGGAGAAGGCAAAAGAGAAGGAGCUCAAUGAAUUGUUUAAAGUUGCAGUGAGUCAGCCCAAAGUUCCUCCUGGUGUUGAUCCGAAGUCAAUAUUGUGCGAGUUCUACAAGACUGGUCAAUGUGCCAAAGGUUUUAAGUGCAAGUGCUCUCACGAUUUGAAUGUUCAAAGGAAAGGAGAGAAGAUCGAUAUUUGUAGUGAUAAGCGCAAUGAAGAGAAAGAAACGGAAACAAUGGAGGACUGGGAUCAAGAAAUGUUGGAGAAGGUUGUUCAGUCCAAGGGUCAGGAGUACAACAAGAAUAAGCUUACCGAUAGAGUAUGUAAAUACUUUUUGGAAGCAGUGGAGAAAAAACAGUAUGGUUGGUUUUGGGUCUGCCCAAAUGGUGGUAAAGACUGCCAUUACAGGCACGCACUCCCUCCUGGAUAUGUUCUAAAAUCUCAGAUGAAGGCUCUGAUAGAGGAGGAAGCUGACAAGAUACCCAUAGAGGAAGAGAUAGAAAACCAGCGUGCAAAGAUAACUGCUACAACUCCUAUGACUCCGGAGCUAUUCAUGCAAUGGAAGAAGAAAAAGGUGGAAGAGCGAGAAGCCGGGUUGGCUGCACAGCGGGCAGAGAGAGCUAAGAAUGACUGUAUGAGUGGGCGUGAGCUAUUUUUGUCAGAUGCUAGCUUGUUUGUUGAUGAUGCUGAGGCCUAUGACAAAUACCGAAGAGAAGAAGAACCAGAUGCAGAGCAAAAGGAUGAUAAAGGUUCCUCCAUGGACGGGCCAAGUUCUUCCACAACAAAUACACGUGAUAUCGAAGAUGUUGCUGAUGAAGAUGACGACGAUCUCGAUAUGGAUGAGCUAAAUGAACUGGAAGCUAGCCUGUCAAAAACAACAUUACAAAUCAAAGAACCAGGUGAUCUGUGAUCUGAAAAGGCAGAUUAUACUCUUUAAACCCAUUUCUUACUCAAGACACUUGCUGUUUAUGUGUAUUCUCAACUGUGAUCCCCUGCUAGAGUUACUCUCGGAGGAGAAUAGUAGUGGCUCCUGUUGUCAACUGACUGCAUCCUUAGUAUAUCUCUCAGACGAGUCGACAAUCAUUUCGAUCUUUUUAGUCGGUAGUCGGUGCGACUUAGUUAUAGAUUUUAGCCAAUUUUCACUAGUUAUUGAAGUCGAGUCUUGGACAUAAUUGUUUAGCAGUCUUAAGGGGAUGGGCGUUUUCUUUGUUUGAAUGGGUUGUCUAUGAACUUUGAGGAUUUUUGCGUCUAUUUGUCUCGAUUAAAAAUAAUAAUAAAAUAAUGAAUUGAACGCGUUUA
Messenger RNA from Olea europaea var. sylvestris, 1640 nucleotides. Its product is annotated as zinc finger CCCH domain-containing protein 11-like. Gene Ontology annotation, cellular component: cytosol. Gene Ontology annotation, biological process: cytoplasmic translation. The record is from RefSeq and is a predicted model, not a curated record. The transcript is spliced from 8 exons. Gene Ontology annotation, molecular function: metal ion binding; mRNA binding. Bases 577 to 1251 code for a protein of 224 amino acids. Lineage: Eukaryota; Viridiplantae; Streptophyta; Magnoliopsida; Lamiales; Oleaceae.